AUGUCAUUCCUCUCCAGCCUAUGCGGCUGCUUCUCCCACAAACAUGCUUCCCCGCACUCGCCUCAACCCGAGAUGCAAAGCACCAGACAACACCACAGCCAAACUCACUCCCACAGCGGCAUCCAGACUGGCCGUUUCAUUCUCUCCGGCGAGGGGGAAUUCAUCCGAGCCGCAGGUGCCAGCGAACAAGACGGGCACGGACCCCCGCCGGAUGACUCGAACGGAGGCUAUGCAAGCGUGGUCCCGCUUCCGCAGUACACGUUGCGCCCGACAAGCAUCCACGAGAAGACGCUUGAGGGGAAUAUGCGUGAUCCGUCGAUCUCGUCAGACUCCCAGGCUUAUUUUGCCGACGAGAAGAAUCGCAAUCUCUACGAUGAGGAUGUGAGCUCCGAUAGUGCUUCGACUCUCUCGUAUCCCAGUAGCUAUGGUAAUACUUCGACUGCGACACGCGAGACCCCGCCGCCGCCUUACUCGCCUCGUCACUCGGCUAUGCUUUCAAGAUCGAGGUCUAUCUCUAUCUCGUCGGCGAUGGCUGUGACUCUUAAUGCUCCGCCGAUGGCGAGGGUGCAUGGGGGCCGGACAACGGCGCCUUCGUCUGAGGCGGAUGAUAUCUCGAUUCGUCGUCAUCGGAGGGGCUCGUGGGAGAGCCGUUGA
Messenger RNA from Penicillium verhagenii, 654 nucleotides. RefSeq lists its product as uncharacterized. The transcript has a single exon. The record is from RefSeq and is a predicted model, not a curated record. Bases 1 to 654 code for a protein of 217 amino acids. Lineage: Eukaryota; Fungi; Ascomycota; Eurotiomycetes; Eurotiales; Aspergillaceae.